AUGGCUACAUUCAUGAAAUUUCGUCUAGUCCCAGCGCGGGAAGAGACUAACCGAGCAUCCGAACCAGGCCGGCGGCAAAGAGAGAAUCUUGCCCGGGAGCUCGAGUCAGCGGCUUCUACAGCGGUACCAUCACCUCCAAAUGCAACUAUUCCUGCAUGCCAGUGUCGAGGGCCCAAUAUUUCUUCUACCCAAGUUUAUUUCCCGUUGACCCCGGACCACAAACUGCUCUAUGUCAUCGUUCUCAACGUCUCGCGGGCAAUCAUCACCAACUAUUUCAUCAUGUCCACCAUUGCGCCAGUAACCGCCGCCCUGUGUGUCAGCCGACGCAUUUUCACAAUUGAAGACUUUUCAGAAGCUCCUAGAAAUCUCGAUGGUACCCGUGCAAUUCCCCCAGCAUUUAUGCCGACGAAAAUGCAGCAGGAGGUCCCACACCCCGGCUGGAUAGAUCUUUUUCCGUCACCUCAGCUACGGGACAACCUCAUUCUUGCGGUCAUGGAAUUCAAUGUCGACGAAGAAGAAAUCCUCGAAGAUUUGAUAGGAGAUAUAUUCGAAGCUAUGGGCUGUGGACCAGAGGAAAUUUCAAAAGAAGGUUCAAAGGACGAGUCACCGAGCGAUACGAAAACUCAUACAAGGCCACAUGUAGUAACUGCAGAAGUAAAAGAGGAGCUGAAAACCUACACUCCGUCAAGCACUCCCGAACUUGGUAUCCUCUCAUGGUCCGAUCCGUGGGAUAUAUCUGGUUGGGAAGUUACGGAAAGGUUUGUCAGCAGAUGGGCAUUUUUGCUUCAAGGGUGCCCAGAUGUAGUUGAAUCUGCAAACAAAUGGAGAGCUUUACGAGGAGAAGAUCCUCUAGUCGUCGAGAUAUGA
Molecule: messenger RNA, 867 nt
Organism: Trichoderma asperellum CBS 433.97
Lineage: Eukaryota; Fungi; Ascomycota; Sordariomycetes; Hypocreales; Hypocreaceae
Source: RefSeq, a predicted model, not a curated record